GUAAGGUUUCUCUUUCUCUCUUUCUUCCUUCCUCUCUCUCUUUGUCUUUCUCUAACCAUAUAAUCAUGUGUGUGUGGUUCAUAUAUAACGUAUCUCUGAAAGUAAAAAAAGAAGCCAUCCACAAUAUAUAUAUAAGUGCGGACUCUCUGUGAGAGAGUUAAGUUUAGGUUAGUAUCUACAGAGUUGUUACAUAUUAAGUGUGCGUCGAGAACCAAAGAAGCAACAAAGAUAUAUCCGUAGAACUAUGUGCAAAUAAGAACGUUAAAAAAAGGUAACUAUGAGUGCAAUCUCCAACGGUACUCGUCCAAAAGGGAACCUAAGAAGUAUUUUUUCUGAACGGAAUAAUUUCAGUAAUGAAGAGAACAUAUUUUGUACUCACAACAAUUUAGAGCAAUCCUUAAAUAUAUUGAACGAGGAAUUCGAAUCAUUUGGUAUCUCACCAAUAACUGUACGUGGCGACCUAGACGCUUCAGAGUCAUUAAAAGAACUACCCGUGAAAGUGAUAAACGCUACAUGGAAUUUGAUACACAAACACAGAUCCUUGAUGAGAUUACAUGACGAAUUGACCGACUUGAAUCAUAAAACAGUUAAUGAUAACAUUAAUCUCAAGAAUCAUGUAAAGCGACUGAAGCAAGACAUGCAAAAGAAGGAACACGUGUUAUGCGAGGCACAGGAGAAAGAGAGGAGACUUAAGGUUCAAUGUGACAACGCAUCACGCGAUUUGAAGCAUGAGAAGGAAGAGAUACGGAAACUAAAAAAACAAGCGCAAUCCAAAGACAUUCAACAUGAACAUGAAGUCAGAAGAAUUAUGCAGAAUGGCCAAAAGCUUCAGGAACAAUUGCAAAAAUCUAUUGGUACCUUCGUCUCAAGAGACAAAGCUUUGCAGAAAAAGCAAAGCGUGAAUCACGAGAAAGAAUUAGCUUCGUAUAACCAAACUAUUUAUCAUCUAGAGGAAGACAAUAAGCAGAUGGCGCAAGAAAUAAAGAAACUAAAGGAAACCCUGGAGUUACAUAAAAUUGGAUUUGAUUUACAUAUUGAAGCAUCCGGAGUGUGGACCAACGUGGAUACUUGAACAUCACAUGUAGCUUUAUAAUUUGUUUUUUUUUAAUUUUGGAGGGAAAAAUGCGCACAAUCGCUUGAAAUGUAUUUGUGUUUCGUAGUAUUUAACUAGUGUUGAACGAAGUUGCAAUGUAAUAUUAUUUAUUAUAAAUCGAAUAUUCUUUAUAUUUUUCACGAACAUAAUAUGAUAUUUUGUACAGAGAUCUUAUCUUUUGAACUUUUUGCUAUGAAAUAAAAGAGUUUUGUAAUUUUCUAA
This is a messenger RNA of Ooceraea biroi (clonal raider ant), 1315 nucleotides long. Its product is annotated as afadin- and alpha-actinin-binding protein. Gene Ontology annotation, cellular component: centriolar satellite; ciliary basal body. Gene Ontology annotation, biological process: intraciliary transport involved in cilium assembly. Lineage: Eukaryota; Metazoa; Arthropoda; Insecta; Hymenoptera; Formicidae. The record is from RefSeq and is a predicted model, not a curated record.